Doryrhamphus excisus (bluestripe pipefish) is the source of this 2433-nucleotide messenger RNA. It is a transcript of the gene flvcr2b, whose product is annotated as FLVCR choline and putative heme transporter 2b. NCBI's taxonomy places the organism in Eukaryota, Metazoa, Chordata, Actinopteri, Syngnathiformes, Syngnathidae. The record is from RefSeq and is a predicted model, not a curated record. Gene Ontology annotation, cellular component: membrane. Gene Ontology annotation, biological process: heme export; transmembrane transport. Gene Ontology annotation, molecular function: heme transmembrane transporter activity; heme binding.
CAGUUAUCAAAAGUUUCCCGUAGCGGAACAUACUAGAAGUAGACAUUUGUAAAAGUUUCUUUUCACUCAUUAUGGUGGCCGCUCCGGACUCCACCCUUGUAUUUGACCGGCGGGACCAGUUUGAAUGUCUCCAAAGCGGUUUUAAGUCCGGGUUGUUGACGGGGGAGGGGAGGUCAGUAGACUUUCCCCCACAUGUUGACACUCGGGAAAGUGGAGGCAACACGAGGAGGGGGGGGGGACUUUAUCUACAACAAGCAACGGGAGUAGAUCCAUUCAUGGACGAGAAGUUCGUCGUCAGGGUCUGCUAGUCAUUUUUCACGACCAGGUGACAACAUGUGGCUCUCAUAGCGCAGGCUAGCUUAAGUUCUCUUUCGUUUAAAUGUAAAUUUCUGGCGCCAACCAGCUAUCACAAUGAGCGGUAAGCAAGAGGAAGCCAAACCGCACGAGGAUCUCCAUGAUUCCGAGAAGCAUGUAGGAGAAUCCCCAGAGGCUUUGCAGCGGUUAGAAGGUCCGACUGAGCCCGGUGGAGGCGACAAAGCCUGGGUGACACGCUUGUACAAACGCCGCUGGGUGAUGGUGCUGCUCUUCAGCUCCUAUUCCCUCUGCAACUCCUAUCAGUGGAUCCAGUAUGGCAUCAUCAACAACAUCUUCAUGAAGUUUUACAACGUGGACGCCUUCACCAUAGACUGGAUGUCCAUGAUCUACAUGCUCACCUACAUCCCCUUCAUCUUCCCUGUCACCUGGCUCCUGGACAAGAAGGGCCUGAGGGUAGUGGCCAUUGUGGCCACGGCUCUCAACUGUGCUGGGACGUGGCUCAAGGUGGUCAGUGUCAAGCCCAACCUGUUCGCCGUGACCUUCUUGGGACAGUUCUGCUGCUCCUUUGCGCAAGUCUUCAUCCUGGGCAUGCCCUCUAGGAUAGCCUCUGUGUGGUUUGGGUCCAACGAGGUGUCCACGGCGUGUUCCAUCGGCGUGUUUGGGAAUCAGUUGGGUAUCGCCAUCGGGUUCCUGGUGCCCCCCAUUCUGGUGCCAAAUGUGGACAACAUGGACGAGCUGGCCCACCACAUCAGCAUCAUGUUUUACAUCACAGCCGGGGUGGCCACUUUCCUCUUCAUCCUCGUCGUCUUUGUCUUCCAGGAGCGUCCCCAUCUCCCUCCGACUCAGGCUCAGGCCACCGCCCGGAGCAUCCCGCCCGAGCACUACUCCUACACCGCCUCCAUUCUCAGGCUUCUCCGCAACAAGCCCUUCAUCAUCCUCAUCGUCACUUACGGCCUGAACGUGGGGUGUUUCUACGCUGUGGGCACCUUGCUGAACCGCAUGAUCAUCGAGCACUAUCCCGGUGAAGAGGUGAACGCAGGGAGGAUCGGUCUCACCAUCGUCAUCGCCGGCAUGGUAGGCUCCCUCAUCUGCGGGGUGUGGCUGGACAGGACCAAAACGUACAAACAGACCACGUUGGCCGUGUACUUCAUGUCUCUGGUGGGGAUGAUCGUCUACGCCGCUACACUCAAUCUCGGGCACCUAUGGGUGGUCUUCAUCACUGCUGGAGGUCUUGGGUUCUUCAUGACGGGCUACUUACCGCUCGGGUUUGAGUAUGCAGUAGAGUUGACCUAUCCUGAAUCAGAGGGAACGUCCUCUGGGCUGCUCAACUGUUCAGCACAGGUUUUUGGGAUCAUCUUCACCAUCGCUCAGGGCAAGAUCAUCGACUCAUUCGGCACGCUGCCCGGGAACAUCUUCCUCUGCGUCUUUCUUCUGGUUGGCACCAUCAUGACAGGGGGAGUCCAAGACGUCGGGACAAGACUACGGCGCCACGGCCUUAAUCCCGGGGCCGCAGACGCCACCUUCACCAUAAACCUCACCACAAAAACAAAACAAAAAAAAAUAAUCAUAGCGCCACCCACAGACGCACAAAGGGACUGUCUGACAAGCGGAGAGGGCCUGUGUCUGCACACACUAUCAUCCAAGAAGCCAAGUUUUAGACAUUCAACACAUUCAAACAGCCCACAAUUGGAACACUUUACAUCCCAGAUGAACAACACCUACAAUCCAUUUAUUUUCAUAAUUCUUUAAAAAAAAAGCACCUGCAAUCAAUACAGAAUUCAUGUUAAAUUUCCUAACUGGAUGCAAACCUAAUCAUAUCUGUCAUCUGUUUAUAUAUACGUAUAUAUACUGUAUACAUAUAUUGAAUAUAAAAUACCUGUUAAUCAUUUGUGCUUUGACAAUUUUACAUAUCAGUAUUGAAAAUGUUGUAUUUGUAAAACCCUAUAAUGUAUUUAUGACUAAUUUCUGGAAUUUAAAAGGCACCUUAUGCAGUGUCCACCUAUGACUUGAAGAAGAAGCAAAAUGAAUGAAUUUGAUAAAUCAUUUGUUUUUUUUAUACAAAUGUAACAGUAAUGUUACGUGUUUUAACAUGGCAUAAAACAUUUAUUACAAUUUUGG